Messenger RNA from Fukomys damarensis (Damara mole-rat), 1277 nucleotides. RefSeq names its product basic proline-rich protein-like. NCBI's taxonomy places the organism in Eukaryota, Metazoa, Chordata, Mammalia, Rodentia, Bathyergidae. The coding region runs from base 23 to 1090 and encodes 355 amino acids. The record is from RefSeq and is a predicted model, not a curated record. The transcript is spliced from 5 exons.
CAGAUCCAGGGCCUCCCGCACAAUGCUGGUGGUCCUGCUGACAGCGGCCCUGCUGGCCGUGAGCUCAGCUUGGAGCUCAUAUGAAGGGGUCAUCUAUGAAGACUCUUCCUCCAUAGCAUCAGACUUUGAGGACCAAGGCCAGGGCUUUGCUCUGGUCCCUGAGAUUCAACGCGAUGGUGACGAUGAAGAUGAAGGCGAUGGGGAAGAUGAGGCUGAUGAAAAACCUGAGAAACCACCCAAGCCACAUCCUCGGCCUCCUCCUCCUGGAGCGCAUCCAAGACCACCCCAGGAAGGAGGCCAACCAAAGCCUCCUAAACCGCCUCGUCCAGAAAAACCUCAGGAACCAGAAGAAGGAGGCGAGAAACAGAAUCGCCAGGCUCGUUCCUUAAAUAAGCAAGGAGGUCCUCCACCUCCUCCCCCUCCUCCGCCUGGAAAACCGCCGGGUCCACCCCCACCAGGAGGCCCUCCGAAUCGCCCACCUCGUUCCGCAAAGAAGCAAGGUCCACCCCCACCAGGAGGUCCUCCACCUCCUCCCCCUCCUCCGCCUGGAAAACCGCCGGGUCCACCCCCACCAGGAGGCCCUCCGAAUCGCCCACCUCGUUCCGCAAAGAAGCAAGGUCCACCCCCACCAGGAGGUCCUCCACCUCCUCCCCCUCCUCCGCCUGGAAAACCGCCGGGUCCACCCCCACCAGGAGGCCCUCCGAAUCGCCCACCUCGUUCCGCAAAGAAGCAAGGUCCACCCCCACCAGGAGGUCCUCCACCUCCUCCCCCUCCUCCGCCUGGAAAACCGCCGGGUCCACCCCCACCAGGAGGCCCUCCGAAUCGCCCACCUCGUUCCGCAAAGAAGCAAGGUCCACCCCCACCAGGAGGUCCUCCACCUCCUCCCCCUCCUCCGCCUGGAAAACCGCCGGGUCCACCCCCACCAGGAGGCCCUCCGAAUCGCCCACCUCGUUCCGCAAAGAAGCAAGGUCCACCCCCACCAGGAGGUCCUCCACCUCCUCCCCCUCCUCCGCCUGGAAAACCGCCGGGUCCACCCCCACCAGGAGGCCCUCCGAAGCCCAGUGGCCCGCCUCCUCCUCCUCCAAACUAACAGGGUCCACCUCCGAGACAAGAGAAUGAAUGAGAAGGUGACGUCCUUCAGAAAAUCUCCCCAUUGGAACAAUGCAGUCCUAUCUGCAUCAUCGAUGUUCUAAUAAAAUAAUCAGCAUGCCAUUUCUGACUGCAGUGUUUCUCUCUCUUAUUCUGGUGAAUUUUGAAUUUCACAACCAUUGUUAACC